Saprolegnia parasitica CBS 223.65 is the source of this 2762-nucleotide messenger RNA. RefSeq lists its product as hypothetical. The record is from RefSeq and is a predicted model, not a curated record. Lineage: Eukaryota; Oomycota; Saprolegniomycetes; Saprolegniales; Saprolegniaceae. The transcript has a single exon. The coding region runs from base 56 to 2722 and encodes 888 amino acids.
ACGUGACCAAGAUCUUGCAACGGACAGAGAAGUUCGCAGUCAACGAAGUCGGGCGAUGGAGGACGAAGCCCGGAUCGAGAUCACGAGCGCGGACGACGCGCGGUACCCGCUCAAGCUCAUGGAGGGCCGCUUCCACUGCAGCUGGGAGCUGCCUGACAACGUCCUCGCCGAGAUCUACGUCGACGACCAAGCCUCGGCGUGGCCGGUCACCCACGACGGCCGCUUCAAGGCGCUGCUCGCGCUGCCGAGCGUUGGCCAGCACGAGGUGUGCAUCAACAUUGCCGAGACGUACCACAUUCUUUCGAUCGACUACGCGCCGGCGCCGGCGACGCACCACGUGCGUGUGUACUUGGCGUCGGACGCCAGUCGCACCGAGGCCGACCUUGCCAAGGUCCGCUUCUUCGCCAGCGUCCUGCAGACCGCGUUUGGCGCCUUGACCGGCACAGCAUCGUUCUCGCUCCAGGUGGACGAGCACGGCCAGCCGCUCGUGCAUGCGCUGGACGCCAGCCACGUGGACGCAGCGAUCAAGGCGCUGCCCGACUACGCGUCGACGUUGGCAACGACGACGCACCUAGUCCUUCUCGACGGAUCGCUCAGCGACGAGACGUGCACGGACCGGUAUGCAUCGCUGGUCGUGCUCGGCAUGCCCAACGUGGCGCAGUGGCCGGAGGGCGUCGGCAGCCUCAACAAGAGCUUCCUCGACAACGACCAGUACACGGCCGCGCUCAGCAACGGACUCCAUCAACUCGGCCAUGCGUUUGGCUUGGGCCACACGCGCGAUGGCGUCAUGGCGCUGCCCGCCGGUCGCCACGCGAUCGAUCAGCUUCUCAGUGUCUACACGCGCAAGCCCAAUGCACGCGUUGCCGCGUACGCGAAAGCCUUUCCGGACGGCAAGCUCUUUGUCAACUAUGCUGGCGUCGACACGGCCUCGAGCCUUCGCGCCCACUGGCACGCAGCGUCGAGUUUGCGCCUGCAAAAGAGUCCGUUUGUGUGUGGCGCCUCGGGGCGCGUGCCUACGAUUGCGCCCAAGGUGCUCUGGCCCGGACCGCUGCGGGGCCCCGUCGGCCUCGGUGGCCACAUUCCGUUUGGCAGCGACUACCGCGGUCGUUCGGAUGUCGCUGGUUUUCUCUUCCACGCCGACGCGUCGCACGUGCUUGACAUUGAGAUUCUGAGCCAAGGCGCGCUCAACGACCUCCUCUUUGCUGGCCUCUCGGCGAGCGGCAACCAAGACAUGUUUUUGCUCAUGGACAACGAGUACAUCCUCCAGAUCGACGUGACCGUGUCGAACAAGGGCCAGACAAUUGCAGCUCUGCGCUUCCACACGAACCUGCGCACGACGCGCUUCUUUGGUGGGCGGGGCGGCGGCCUCGAGACGCUCACGCCGCCGCCGGGACACCACUUUUACUCGCUCUUUGGCACGUCGUCGAGUGCCGGCGUCGGGAGUCUCGGUGCGUACUUUACGCCCUUGCCGCCACAUGCGUCGCGCCCCGGAGCGCCGACGGCCACCGAGACGUCGACCACGCCCGUCGCGAGCAUGGCCGACCAGCUGUUGCAGCAGUUCAACACGCUUUUCAGCUUGACGCCGCCGCCCGCGCCAGCGAGCACGGCGUCUGGGUCGUUUGCGACCAUUGGUCUCGGCUCGAACGACGGCGACCAAGACGCUUUUGUGACGCCGAGAGGCCACGUGGGCGCGAUCCUCCUCACGUGCACGGACGCGAUUGCAAGCUUGAAGACGCUGUCGGCCACGGAGUAUGCAAACAAGUGCCGGGACGGCUACUACUGCUCGGACGACGAGCACGUCUUUUCGCUGUUGCCGCACGAAGUCAUUAUCCAAGUCGACGUGCGCUCGAGCGAAUGGAUCCACGCACUGCGCUUCCACACGAACCGGCGGAUCUCGCCGUGGUUUGGCGGCGACGACGGCGUUGAAAACGCUUUUGUGUGCGCGACCGAUGCGUGUAUCACGGGGUUUUACGGGUCGCACGGCCACCACUACCUGGGCACGCUCGGCGCCUACUUUGGUCCCGCACCCCGGGGCGCACCACCGGCCAGCAUCAGCCUGCACCCGCCACCGACGCUGCCGACCUCGGUGCGCGAGGAUGCGCUUGCCGGUGUUCAAAUCGAUGUUGCCAACGGCCGGCUCGCGCUCUCGGCGGUGCGCUCGCUUGCCGAGACGGCGUCGUUGUCGCCGUCGCAGUCGCUCUUUCUCCUCCAGCGCGGCGAAGCCCUCGUUCAAGUCGACGUGUGCCGAAGUGGAUUGGACGACGCGACGAUUGUCGGUGUCUGUCUGCACGCGCAGACGCGCUGCAGUGCGUUCUAUGGCCGCCUCACAGACGUGUACGAGCGCCUCGGGGCCCCGACCGGCGACGCAAUUCUCUCGAUGACGAUGGACAACGAAUCGGAGGUGCAGGUGACGUUUGCGCCGUUGCACGACUGCGUGCGUCAGGACGACGUGACGGUGACGGACGCCGUCGACAUGGGCGCCGACCACCUCGAAGUCGUCGCACCCGACGGCCACUUUAUGCUGGUGUUGCACGCCGUCGUGGGUGCCGAUCUCGUCGCCGUCGCCGUCGUCCACGAUCCGAAGCGGUCGACGACGCCACCGCGGAGCAUGUUUUACCCGCUUUCGGUGCUGCAACAGCGUGUCGACGGUCCCCUCAGUGACUAUGUCGUUGAAGUCGUCGACGAAACUGGCAGCGCGAGUCGGGUCCGCGUUCCGUUGUAAGCCUCUUGCUCGGCGCUGAAUAUACAUGAUGUAUCCACGA